Messenger RNA from Aspergillus mulundensis, 1878 nucleotides. RefSeq names its product putative transcription factor. The record is from RefSeq and is a predicted model, not a curated record. Gene Ontology annotation, cellular component: nucleus. Gene Ontology annotation, molecular function: zinc ion binding; DNA binding. The transcript has 4 exons. NCBI's taxonomy places the organism in Eukaryota, Fungi, Ascomycota, Eurotiomycetes, Eurotiales, Aspergillaceae. Bases 1 to 1878 code for a protein of 625 amino acids. Gene Ontology annotation, biological process: DNA-templated transcription.
AUGCAUGAUACAGCUGCCAAAUCAAACGGUGCCCUCACUUUGAAAGAUAGUGACUGUUCGAUACUAGGCGCUGUAACCUCAGUCAGUGAUGGGAUACCAACUGAUGCUAGCUCCGAAUGCGGGAGCAUGAGGAUUAGUAGCUCGGGGCUGCAGUAUGUUGGAGGCGAUCACUGGGUGGCGAUACUCGACAGUAUUGCUGACCUGAAAGACCACCUUGACCGCGAGGAGCAGUUGCAGCUUGCCGAGGAACCUGAUGUAGGCGAGAAAGGGAAUGGUGUCCCUACAGUUGCUGCAAGUAUGCGACCCAAAGGUGCAUUCCUGCUAUAUGGGACCCGUCCGACUUCGCGCGAUGAGAUACUUUCAGCGCUACCUCCCAGAUACGCAGUCGAUCGCUAUAUAUCACAUUACUUCAACUACUUAGAUCUUGUCUCGUCAGUCUGUGAUUUAGCCACUGUUCAUGGGCCGAGUUUUCUACGUGAGGCGAGCUUACACUCCGCUCUUGAGACCACCAACACACUUGCUGACGAGCGCACUGAGGAGAUAGAUGUGGAGCAGCGAUCCCUUCAAGUUGACUUAUACCGCGAAAAGACUGUACAAUGUCUUGUCAUGGGACAAUACACCAAGUCCGGACCGUACGUUUUGGAGACCAUGAUCAACUAUAUCUAUGUUGAAUUCGGCACCAAUCCUGACGCUGAGAAGGACAUGUGGUUCCUGCUAGCUAUCGAAGUCAACCUCGCUAGACGCAUGGGUUAUCACCGCGACCCGAGCCACUUUCCCGGUAUCUCGCCAUUCCAGGGGGAGAUGCGGCGGCGGCUCUGGGCUACUGUACUGCUUGGUGACGUUCUCAUCUCGAACCAGAUGGGCAUGCCGCGCAUGAUCUCCGACUGUCAGUACGAUACCUCAGAGCCGCGCAAUCUGAAGAACGAGGAUUUCGACAAAGAUACUACAGAGCUUCCCUCAUCUCGACCAGAGUCCGAGCUUACGACUGCGCUUCCAAUAAUCGCGCGAACACGGAUGCUGAAAGCACUGGGCAUGGUUGCCGAUCUCACAAGCACCGUUGAGCCCUGCCCGUAUCGUGAGGUACUGCGCGUUGAUCGUAUAUUGCAUGAAGCAGCCAAGAGCAUUCCAUCUGCCUUGCGUAUGAAGCCCCUGGCAUCCAGCCUGACCGAUUCCCCGCAAUUGAUCGUUGCGCGUUUAUUCAUCCACCACAUGUUCCUCAAGGGACAAGUUAUGCUACACCGACGAUUCCUCUCCGCGCAGACGUACCCUCAAGGCGAUACCAGCUAUGAAUACUCACGAAGAACAUGCUUAGAUGCUUCCUUGGCCUCACUAGAAAUACAACAUAUACUUGAUGAGGAAACCCGCCCUGGAGGCCAGCUCCAUGCGAUGCGCUGGCGAGUCACCUCAAUUAUGAAUCAUCAAUUCCUGACAGCCACCAUGCUUCUCUGCUCGCUUCUCUACCGCCGAGAGAAUAUAGAGCGAGAAAAUGAGAUUCGAGCUGCGCUGCACAGGGCAAGGACUAUUUGGAUGCGCAGAAGCUCGAUAUCGAAUGAGGCGAAGAAGGCUGCCGAGGCAGUGAGCCUUGUGCUUAGUUGCGCCGGUGGGGGCUGGAGUGAGGACAGCAUGCGUUCUGGGAGUGUUGCAGACAAGAUGCAACAGGCUUACCAUUCGCUUGGGGAUAUGGUCACGCAAAACGAUUUCAGCGAAGGAAAUUUGACGGUGGUUAAUACAAACUCAAACGAUAUUAGUGCGAAUUUUAUACCUGACCUCUUGGAGACCUUCAUGUCAGGAGGUCCCAACUUGGACUUCGAUGUCUCCAAUGAUAGGACCCAUUCGAAUGGAUGGACGGCGUUCGUGAACUGGCCUGAAUUAACCUGA